UUACUGCACCCAACGUUUUUUUCUUUUGCGCCUAAAGCUAGGCAAUAAAUAUUUAAAUAUUCGAUUAUUCGUUUUCAAAGUUGUCGGAACCCGAUUAUGCGUGGAUGCAAAUGUGGUUGUCAUUUUUGACAGCUGCAUCCAGACAGCUCUACUGUGCCGAAUUGUUUGGGGGAAAAAUACGAACUUACCAAACAAUUGGGUCAUAUUUUGAAAUAAGCUUACUUAAAAUUGUUAAACGAAAGAACAAUAGAACUGAAUAAAUAAAAAAUAACAUUUUAAUGAUAAAAGAAAACGAUGAAAAUAAUUUACAAAAAUAUAACAACGAACCGUUGGUCGGGAUCGACCAUUGUGCAAAGUACGUUGUGUCCGCUGCCAUCAAUGUGUGUGUGUGUGUGUGCAAUUAUUACGUUUAGGGUGAAAAGGCGCAGGCAACAAACAGCAGCAUUAGCGUAGCAUUUGCGUUGACGGGUAUCUGUACCACGGUGAAUGGGAAUGUAAAAACGCGUAUUGUUCCGAAAAGUGAUUGCUUCAAAGGUUGAUAACCGUGUGUCUAGUGACCCGUGGCCAUACUAUCCCGAUAAAGAACCGAGAAUCCGUUUGUGCGUGCCCAACUCCCGGAAUCUUUGCGUGUCGUUUGCGUGUGGUUUGACAAGUGGGAUCGUUAUUCAGGCGUCGUGCCUGCGAUACUACGGGGCGCCCCCGAAUCCCGUGAUACUUUCCCGUGCAAAAAAACUUGGCUUGGCUGGUUGGCUCGCACCGGUGAAAUGCCGUGAAGCGUCCGCUGCUUUGUAAAGCCUAUACUCAGUUGGUGUUUUGUGCGGCGCACGAUUGUCCACGCGCCAGCAUCGGGUGAGAGCGGGCCGCCCGAAACGCACACGCACGCACAUACACGCACACAGCCGUAGCACGGCACAGAUCGGGAAACCAGAAAAACCGAAUUUGUGUGUUGGAAAUACCGCGCGCGCGUUCGCUCGCUCGCUCGCUCGCUCGUCGUCGUUGGCAUUCGUAGAUGCGCGAUUAUCGGUCGUCGGUUGGUCGAUUCGGACGUUCGUCGCUCCCUCUGAGGGCGCAGCAAAACAACACAUCUCGAACAGCGGAUCCGCACCUGUACCCUGUUUGCUCCGGCCCUCGCGCAAACGGAACGGAAACCCUUUUUUGUUCCUACGCAUACACAUACGCACGCGCCCCAGCUAGCGAGAACUCCGCCAGGCGGCAGCAGCAGCAGCAGCAACAGCAGUUGGCAGGCAGGCGCACACUGAGGAGAAAACUCCAAUAUAUCCCGUAGCCGUUGCCGUUACCGUCAUCGUUGUCGUCGUCGUCGUCGUCUGUCGCUUUGUCCCCGUGGCAUCACAGGAUCAACGCCGAGGACGGAAACUAAAUUCCGCUGAAAAUAUCGCCCGUCCGCUACCGUGUAUAGGUCGUACAAUCGUUCGGCCGACAGGCUCAGAGGCUUUCGGUUUCUGUCAUCAUCAUCGUCGGUCGUCGGUAAGACCGAACGUACGCGGGCAGGCGGAUUCGGCGACAGCAUCCUUCGACAGCCUGACCGUCCUUUGCCGCCGCUGGUGUAAUCCUAACCUUCGCUCCUGUCCCCACCGGAAAGACAGCCAUCAAUGGAUUCGGAGAUUCCGGAACUUUCGGACGAAGCCGAGGAACACGUCAAACUCGACAACGGUGAAGAGGUUGCAUUACCUCCACGCACCCGGUUAGUUACCACCACCGACGUACAGCAGGGCAAUACCGUAGUCCAGGUGCCGGUAUCCCUCCCGGUCGGUACACUCAUCGGUGGGGCCACCUUCAACGUACUCACCACGGAACAGAUACAACACUUCAAGCCAAUGAUUUGCGUCGACAACAAUGGUUUCGUCUCGAGCAGUACGGUGGUCGGCGAUUUGGGCAAUGAACUGAAACAGGCCCAUAUCGUUAUCCAGCAACAAAGCUCAUCCGACACGAACAACCAGCAGCAGGAUGAUUCAGGCCUGGUAGACAGCGGUCAAUCACAGAACAAUUCCCAGCAAAGCACACAGCAACAAACCACACAGGAGUACCGUGUCGAGGGUGGCAACAGUGCACUGGCGAACCAUUUGGCCAACGUGGAGGUACUGCAGGUACGCUGCAAAACCACAACCGGUGAACUGUACAAAAGCCGGCUCGGUUCCGGUGGGCGGGGGAAAUGCAUCAAGCAUAAGGACGGUUGGUACACGCCGAGCGAGUUCGAAAACAUUUGUGGCCGUGGUUCGAGCAAAGACUGGAAGCGAUCGAUACGGUACGGUGGGCGUAGCUUGCAGACGCUCAUUGACGAGGGUAUCCUGACGCCGCACGCAACGAGCUGCACCUGUUCCGCCUGCUGUGACGACGAAUCGGGAGAGACCGCUACCGGUCCCGUGCGACUAUUCACACCUUACAAGCGCCGGCGACGAAAUCAAAGUGAACAUGAAUCGCCCCAGCUGGACAAAAAGAAGCGCAUCGUGGUGACGAGCGGUACGACUACGUCGGCCGGUGUUAACGCCACCAGCACCUCGGGCACGAUUGUGAACAGUAACAAUGCUACCAGCGCAAACAAUGCCAUCAUUAAUAGCAAUAGUACCACGACCACAAACAAUUCCGCCAUAAAUAAUCAGCAGCAGGUAGCGGUACAGGCGGCCCAGGUUCAUGCGGCAACACGGCAGCAGCUACAUCAAGCGACCGCCACCAUAAAUGCAACGCCCAUCAUUACCAACAAUACGAGCACGACAACGACCACCACGACCGUGAAGGUUGUCCAGCAGGAACAGCAGCAGGAGCUGCAGAAUGAAUUGAUCACCACCAAAGAGGAACCGUGGCAAACGUUAACGGAGGGUAUCGACUCAACGACGGAAUUCGUGGACCAACAGACACAAUUAUUAGCUGAAGCUAAUUUACCAUUCGAACGGAUGAAAUCAUUCUGCACGCAGCUAACGAAAAUGGUGCAAGAAAUGCGGAAAUGCAUCGUGGAAACGCAAGAGAUGCACAACCGCCAGCUGGAGUGUAUGCAGCGGGAACGGGAUGCCGCAAUACUUACGGUGACGCAACUCGAACAGGAGCAAAGCAUAAACAGUAACUGCAUUCCGCCGGGAUCGAUACAUGCAAACAAGAAGUGCGCUAACUGUAACCGUGAAGCCUUGGCCGAAUGUUCACUGUGCCGAAGGACACCCUACUGUUCAACGUUCUGUCAACGGAAAGACUGGAUCACACAUCAGAACGAGUGUGUCCGCAGUACGCAGGAACCUACGCACCAGAUAAUGCUAAUAGUGGACGAAACGCAAUAGCCUUUAAUGUUCUAAUCGGGCCUACCUGGACAGGUAAAGCAGCGGGAUCGGCGUGUACAAGUCUAAAAGGAUCGAUCUUUGCUGGGUUCCGAUGAUGAACAUAAAGGUGCUUACACACACACACACACCCCCACACCUAUACAUACAUAUGCAAAAACCUCACUAACCCAACGCAAUACCAUGACCCGAUUAGUGUUGGAUAGUUUGUUAACUAGUAAAAUAUUCCUAUUCAAACAUUUCGCUAGCUAGGAAACUAUCUCGCACGAUCGGGCGAGGAAUACUUACUGUAAUCGAAAGCGAGAUUUAAUCAGUGCACUGGCAUCGGGUUUAUUGGUUUUUGUUGGACCUUUUUUCGAGUCGUUUUUUUUUUGUUUCGAUGUGAUUUAUUUUUCUCUAUUUUGCGUUUUUGUUUUAUUAAGUUUGCAAUCAAAAGUUUGUGAUGCCAGUGUACAAAAAAACAAAAAAGAAAAACAAUUCAUCUGACGAGAGCUUUCGCUAUCUCGAUAGCCUCGAUAGGAUGUUUUGUUAAGAUGAAUGAACUAAGACUUAAAAAAAACAACUUCUGCUCACCGUCGGGCAUGAUGAGACAAAGCAAUGAUAAACCCACUUUUUUUAAUUCACGACUCUGUAGAAAACUGUAGGAUACCUCCAUCGAACGGUACACAACAGCUGAAAUCGUGUCGUUUUUUGUGUGUAAUCGUAAAUUUCAAUACCCCGAAACAAAUGGAGGAGGAGAGAGAGAGAGGGAGAGAGUCAACAAGGAACAAAUGUAUAAUAAUUAGCGAGAUGCUGUAAAGACCAUAUAUUUAAUAGUAAUAUUAUUGUAUUAUUACACACAUAUGUUUUGUUACGUUAGAUAAAUUCAGAUCAAUCAUAAUGCGGAUGUAUAUUUAAGUAGAAGAAGGUAUCCUAUGUUUAACCGUACGCCCCCAGAUUACGUACAAGAAUGUUUUAUUUUGAAAAUAUUUCUACUUCGAUUGUCCAUCGGAUGCGCGGUUUAGAAGAUGGAAAGUGUGGAAAAAAAAACAAACAAAAAACAAACACACGAUAUCGUUCGUGCGUGUAAAUUUGAAAGGUAAUUUUAGAACUUAGACUUCUGGAUAGGUAAUUUUAAUGUAAACCGGGAAGAAGACGUCCGGGGGUCCUGCAAAAAAAAGAAGCGGGCAAGGGAGAAUGGUGAUGAUAAAUGAAAUGGAAAGAAGAAGAGUGCACAAGAAAAUUGUAUUAAAUUUUGUUUCUGUCGUCGCUAAUACUUCUCUUUAACCUAUUUGGUGUUGUGUUCCGCACCGACCGGCGCGGAAGUACAGUGAUCACAAUGAAAAACUACAAAAAAAAGUUUCGUGAACAGAAAAGGUUUUUAUGUGUUUGUUUGGAAAAUGAAUGAAUAAUUAAACAAUCGUAAACUUUACUGCUUUUUCGUUAUUAUUGUCUUGUAGUAUAAGUUUUUACCCUUUCUCCCGUAUAGCUUUAUAAGUUGUUACUUAUCUUUUACGUUAGUUGCAUGAUUAUUUUCUCUUUCUUUUCGAUGUUUGUAGUUUGAAAGUUUUUGUUUCUUACGUUUGUAAUUAUUUUCCUUGUUUGUAUACUAACUACUUGCUCAUUGUUUUUUUAUGCUUGUUUUUUAAUGUUUUUUUUCAGAAGAAAAAAAUACAUACACCUAUUCAGAGAUGUUACGAUACAUUACGCUAUAGUGAAAGAUUUUCUUAAGCAACACAAAACAUCUCUACCACAAACUUCCUUACUAGCAUAAGAACAACGUAGGGUUAAAUGAAGCAAAAUGAACUGAAUAAUUAGAACGAUACAUGUUUUUUCCGUUUUCCCUGUUACACUCAUUCAUUCACUAAUUGUACAUGAUGUGCAUAGGAGUGUGAAUGCUUUCCCCCAAAAGUAAUGCCCAAGACCCCAGUUCUUUUCCUUAAUGCUCAAGCAUGCAUGAGCUAAAGGAAAGGAAUGACCAGGGUGAAAUAUAGUGAGUCAACGAUAUGCGGCAGUAUGCAGAUGUGUAAUACCAAAUCAAUCAUAUUAUUGAAAUAUUGAUGUAAUUAUUCGUGCGAUUUUUUCUUCCGCAAUUACAGUGUAGUAGCGAAUUAGUCCAUUAGCCAUAACGACCAAAAAAAAAAACGAAUGACGAUAUUAUUAUAACUGUAGCUGCACAGUACCAAUUGAAUCGGUGGGUGCGUAACUGUUCAUUAAAACUUUGUACAAUUAUUUCUACAUUAUUGGAAAUUAAUUAACUAACCACACACACUUCAAGAGAACGACUACACUGCAAUGAGCGGAAAACGGAUACUAAUACAUAAGUGAUCGUUGUGUGAACGUUAAAAGGGUGAUGAAAGCUAAGUAAAAAUGCUUUUCUCCCCGUCUCUAUGUGUCUGUGAAAAGGCAUAAAUGAGUACGAUUUUCCUCUUUACCUGUUUUGUGCGUGCAAUGAUUCGAACUCGAUUUUAGCGUACAUUAAGCAUCCAUACUUACGUUUGAAAAGAUUUACUUCUUGCAGCGUUCAACAAAACAGACGAGGGGUGUCUAGUGGUCGUGCGGCAAACGAAAUUUUAUACAAUGAAAUGCAAUUAUAGAUGUGAAUAUUUGAAUGUAGCGUGAAACAUGAGCAGCAACAUCGCAUUAGCUAAUUUAGAUUUGCUGAUGUCGUACAGAAAAAAAAGAGAAAUAAACACCUAAACACCGUGAAGAAUGUAAA
Messenger RNA from Anopheles funestus (African malaria mosquito), 5979 nucleotides. It is a transcript of the gene Deaf1, whose product is annotated as deformed epidermal autoregulatory factor 1. Gene Ontology annotation, cellular component: nucleus. Gene Ontology annotation, biological process: regulation of transcription by RNA polymerase II. The coding region runs from base 1611 to 3284 and encodes 557 amino acids. Lineage: Eukaryota; Metazoa; Arthropoda; Insecta; Diptera; Culicidae. The transcript is spliced from 5 exons. Gene Ontology annotation, molecular function: DNA binding; DNA-binding transcription factor activity, RNA polymerase II-specific. The record is from RefSeq and is a predicted model, not a curated record.